Molecule: messenger RNA, 2475 nt
Organism: Cladophialophora yegresii CBS 114405
Lineage: Eukaryota; Fungi; Ascomycota; Eurotiomycetes; Chaetothyriales; Herpotrichiellaceae
Exons: 1
Coding region: 1-2475 (824 amino acids)
Source: RefSeq, a predicted model, not a curated record
AUGGCAUCAACACCAGGCAAUGAUGUGGCCCUCCGCCAGUCUUUCAGCAAUGUCGGCUUACAAUCCUCGUCCUUCUCCCAGCAAGGAAGCUUAGACUGGGUUGCGUUUGGUCGAAUGCAGUAUUCAGCUUCUAUAGCUGUGCUUGGACGUCUGGCUGGCGCAGGAGUCGAUAGCCUCACGGUAGCCUUUGGGCAGGCCAUGUGUUCCGCCAUACCUCUUGGUAUACAUGGUGAAAAGGUGCUUCAGGACGCCAUGAAACGAUUGACCGCCUGUUCUACGUUCGGUGACCUGGUCUGGUUUGGCGUCGGUGUGCGACAUAUCCUACGAGACUUGGUUCAAACCAGGCAAGGGUCGGCGUUAGUGGCCCUCUGUGGCGCAAUGAGCGAGGGCUACUCGAGCGAGGUGUCCGCCUUGGUAUUGUACGAAAUGUCAGGCUCUAUGGGAGCCCCUGGCGAACUCAGGCCCUCGUUCCCGCAAUGGCACGCUCUUGCAAAGGUCACAGCCAGUGUCUUCGUUGAAGGCACCUCUGGUCUACGAAUCCGCCAAUUCCUGCGAUUAAGUGGUCUACCUCAAGGCCGGCACAAAGACCCUGGCCAUCCCGCUGACCUCGCGCAGGUCAUCCUUGCCGUUGGAAGGCUGUCGUCGAGUGCUGUUGAGACUUUGUAUAUUCAGGGGGGACCAGCCUGUAGCUGGGUCGCUGCUUUUGCUGACUGGGUCCUUGGUCUACGAGUACGAUUACUAUCGUGUAAAGGUGACUUGAUCUCAAUGAACUACGACCCGGCUCUACUGAACCCGCAAGCCGUCAUCACCUUUACACUGCCCGACACAGGACGCUCCGGUAUCCAAUGCACCGGCAGCACAGCAGCUAUUCGGCCUGGCUUGAAUGUCAUCCGCGACUUCUUCGGUAUUUCCCCUGAUUCAUUACCGACGUCAGCGAACCCAACUCUGUUCUCAGGCGGUCGCUUAGAAUGGGCAACCAUGCUUCAAGACACCUUUGGCCCGGAUUUCUCUGAACUGAUGGGAGACUCUGUGCAUUCGGGUCCCGACGAGAAUCAAGGUCCGUCAUCGUUGUCGGUUGAUCCUGAUUUCCAGAAACAUCGGUCUCAGCUCUUUGCCCGGACUCUAGCCAGCGGAACUUUUGAUAUUCUAGGAGAUACCAUCAUUCUUCAUUUUCAUAAGAGUCAUGCCGCGUUCAUGCUGUGGCUAGUGAAGCGGUUAAGUGAGCUGCGCCCUUUGACCUCAAUCCUCCUGGAAGAGUCCGUUCGUAUCACGAAGAAGGUCGCGAAAUUCAGGUGGCCCAAUUACGAUAGGAAUCUCCAAAAACUCCGAAGGGUGUGUCGUUGUAAGGCCCACCGCGUCCAGCGGAUCCCGCAACCAGGGACAACAGAAUUUUGUCUUCCCGCUAUUGCUGAGACUGUCUUGCGCUUAUCACAGCUUCUAUCGACUUCGAUCCUGCACGGGGAUUGCCGGCCUAGCCACUGCGGCCUAAUGACCAUCUACUAUGAAGCCGCUGGGCAGUUUAGGUGUGGGAGUGCUUUUAAAGAUCCGCUUGCCUCGAGCCGACUUCUCCACAUGACUUUUAGCCUCUAUGCUGGGGCGCACUCGAUCUCGUUCUCGGACGUGGCGUGCGCCUAUUCUGAUGGCAAUAUUUUUGCCUACAUGGGGACCUUGGAAAAGGCAACAGAUUCGGUCGAAGAAGCUGUACUUAUACACGUCGGCGUCGGCGCGAUCCAACAUGGUCCAGCCGUUUACAGGACUUUAUCUGGCAUCGUUCCCCUCGAGAGUAGACAAGAAUAUCCCGUCCGGCAUAAUCGUCCAACAAACGGACUAGCAGAUCUUAACCAGGAUACGACUUCACGGGACCUUCGCCUACACGCAAUGGUGCAGCAAAGAUUCGACGGUCUAACUUUCUGGUAUAGAGCCUCUUCUGAACAUGGAAUGACUACCUUCUCACCCUUAGAUAUGGUGGAGCGCCUGAUAGUCGCCCGUUCAUACUUGCGACUCGUUGCAGAACGAUACCCUUCCGUUGGUGUCAGCCGGGACGAUUCCAUAUUUGGGGAACGUUAUAAAUACGUCGUCGAGGGUGAAGGGGUUGUUUCGUCGGUGCUAGAGUUAAUGGAAAGAGGCGUCUUCCUACUUCGGCCGGUCCGCAACAACACUCUCGGCCGCUGCGUAGCCAUAGCACGCUCCCGGUUCGCAGUCUUUUUGGUUAAGAACGAUGAAGAGCUUGACAUUUUCUUCCAAUACUGGACAGAGAGGUUUGGAGCCGAAGGAGAGGGAGUCGAUGGUAGAGAAGGAAAUGAAGAUGAUGAUGAAGGCGACAAGGAAGGUAACAAUGAAAGCGAAGAGGGAGGCAAUAAUGAAGGCGACAAUGCAGGUCAGGGUGAAGGUGACAAUGAAGAUCACAUGAGCGCGUCAAGCCUUGAAAGCAACUUUGAUUGGAGGAUGCGUGGCUGUUGUCAGAUAAUCUCCUGA